UUUAAAACGCUGCGGCUCGGAGCGCACAGUCAGAUCUUUGGAGAGUCUGUGGUGGAGUCACUUCAACCUGCUCACUGCUGUCAUCUCCUGAGACAAACAACACACGGAAGUAUAAAGUAGACCGGUUAAGUCACAACACAUUGACUUUUUUCCGAGGCAGGAUACUAAACAUUGUAGAGUUUUGGUGAAGAGAAGCCCAGGCGUCGGAGCUCCUCAACGUGAACUGGGAUGAAUCGCUGCACAGCUGCGUUACUUCUGCUGGUUAUUGCACUUUAUUCGCUGAACACAGAAGCAUACAAAUGCAGAUGCACCAGGAAAGGCCCCAAGAUACGAUACAAAGACGUGCAAAAACUUGAAAUUAAGCCUAAACACCCUUUCUGCCAGGAGAAGAUGAUAUUCGUCACCAUGGAGAAUGUGUCCCGUUUCAAAGGUCAGGAAUACUGCCUGCACCCCAGACUGCAGAGCACCAAGAACCUGGUGAAAUGGUUUAAGAUCAUGAAGGACAAACACAAAGUAUACGAAGCCUAAAAUGCCAUAGUGUUACAGAGCUACAGAGGUUGAAAUUUCUGUGGAAUGUACAAAACCACCAGUGCAUCUGUGGAUCAGCAGAGGACCGGUUUUCCAAGCUUACCAAGCACAAGACCCUUUCUUCAGGAACAAUGUGUAGGAAGACACGCAUAAAAAAAAUAAA
Tachysurus vachellii is the source of this 691-nucleotide messenger RNA. It is a transcript of the gene cxcl14, whose product is annotated as chemokine (C-X-C motif) ligand 14. Gene Ontology annotation, biological process: cell chemotaxis; antimicrobial humoral immune response mediated by antimicrobial peptide. Lineage: Eukaryota; Metazoa; Chordata; Actinopteri; Siluriformes; Bagridae. The coding region runs from base 229 to 528 and encodes 99 amino acids. The record is from RefSeq and is a predicted model, not a curated record. Gene Ontology annotation, molecular function: chemokine activity. Gene Ontology annotation, cellular component: extracellular region. The transcript is spliced from 4 exons.